This is a messenger RNA of Sesamum indicum (sesame), 699 nucleotides long. It is a transcript of the gene OFP8, whose product is annotated as ovate family protein 8. Lineage: Eukaryota; Viridiplantae; Streptophyta; Magnoliopsida; Lamiales; Pedaliaceae. Gene Ontology annotation, biological process: negative regulation of DNA-templated transcription. The record is from RefSeq and is a predicted model, not a curated record.
AUGGCGGAGAACCGUCUCAAAAUCCGUAUCUGCCGCAUUUUCCGAUCACCCCUCGGCUCAUGCAAAUCCAAAGAUCAAAUCUCUGACGUCAUUGAGACCCAUCACGGCCGCCAACACUACCAGUUGGUCGAGCUCUUCUCCCCACAACCUCGUAGCCCAUUCAGCUUCUCACCAUUAAUGCCGGAAAAAAGCUAUUUCUUGAGAAGCAAACUCCAUUUUUUUUCCUCUGAUGUGGACGGUCGGAAAUGCCCACCAGCUUCUCCCAUCAUCUCACCUCUCUAUGGAAUUCCCAAAGAGAAGAAAAAGCCCACAAACAAGAAGAAGGGCCGCUCCAUAGCGUACAACAAGAAGUAUUCAGGAUUUGCACAGUUCCCGGAAUGCAAGUACAAUGGGUUGUUCAGCAGCGAUGAAGAAGAAGAAGAGGAGGAUGACAGGGCAAGUUUUCUUCCCUCGACGGGCACACGGCGGAGGACGGCGGCUGAGCCAGCGGUGCAAGACAGCUUGGCGGUGGUGAAGCGCUCGAGUGAUCCCUACAGUGAUUUCAGGACAUCCAUGGUGGAAAUGAUUGUGGAGAAACAGUUGUUUGAAGCAAAAGAUUUGGAGAAUUUGUUGCGCAGUUUUCUGUCUCUAAACUCUUAUCAUCAUCAUAAAGUCAUCAUUCAAGUCUUUUCUGAAAUCUGGGAAGCUCUUCUUCUGUAA